AUGCCGACCAUAAUCAUUGAUGACUUGACGAUUCGUCUCGCCUCCGAACUGCAGAACACUUUCAACCCGAGUCACGCCUUUGGGUGCGCAGAAAGGGGUGGCUCACUGGCGCUACGAGAGUCACCGAGUGGACAUCUGCUGCUGCCUUUUGACGCGGAAGGAAAUGUCCUCGUCACGCCGGGCCGUCGUUAUCAACUUGUUCUUGUGAAGGAGCGUAAGUCUUUCCCGGAGCCCACUGACAGGCUGUCAGUGUAUCAACAACGACAAGAUUCAAAACAGCAACACAAGGAGGUGGAAGCAGCAACACCAGACAAUAAUGGGAGGCACGUGGAGGGCAAUGGAACGGCGGCCGAGGUAGUGGAAGGGCCCAAUAGCAGCGCGAAAAAGAAACGACGCGGGCGGAAGCACCGACAUGAGAACUCAGCGGCUGAGGAAAUUCUGACUUCCGCACCGCAGCAGAAGAAGGAGAGGAAAGAAACUCCGCGCGAUGAUGACAGCGAAAAAGAUGAUGAUGUUCCACUUUACCGCACAGUUGGAAACAAACAACUCUCUGGCAAUGGUGCUACCGAAGUUUCCACCAUCUUAGCCACGCGUCCUGGCUCUCCAGAGUCGUCCCAUGCUGUAGUUGACAAGUCGCCUAAUCAUCAUGCAGCCACACUGGCCCCCUCCAAAUCCCCUGAUUCUGACGAUGAUGACAACGUUCCGCUUUCAAAAUCCUACGCAAAACAGCAAAAAAAACAUGAGCAGCAGACAGUUGAACCCACGGCAGCUGCGGUACCUGUCAAUGGCACAAAGAAACCGCCAAGUCGCCGGCAAACCAAGCCGCCCCGUCGGCCACCCGUGGCAACGCCCAGCACGAGUGAAUCUGAUUGA
This is a messenger RNA of Trypanosoma rangeli, 873 nucleotides long. RefSeq lists its product as uncharacterized. The record is from RefSeq and is a predicted model, not a curated record. Bases 1 to 873 code for a protein of 290 amino acids. The transcript has a single exon. Lineage: Eukaryota; Euglenozoa; Kinetoplastea; Trypanosomatida; Trypanosomatidae.